Molecule: messenger RNA, 1579 nt
Organism: Ceratina calcarata
Lineage: Eukaryota; Metazoa; Arthropoda; Insecta; Hymenoptera; Apidae
Product: RAS oncogene family member RabX5
Exons: 7
Coding region: 310-1104 (264 amino acids)
Molecular function (GO): GTP binding; GTPase activity
Source: RefSeq, a predicted model, not a curated record
UAAUAUAAUCAUUGUAAUUCCUCUAAUAGGUAACGUUUUUUGCGACUCGAUUCGUUUACGAAAAUUCAAGGAACACCUGUCGUAGCAACCAGUGUUUUCGUUCGCUUCAAAAUUACUCAUGUCGUCGAUUAGUGUACAAGUUCUUUCGCUUAAACAAUUUUUUAGACGUUCAAAAAUCGUUUAACGAGUUGUUUAAACUUUAUACGAGAGGUUAAGUUCGUCAGUGUUGAUUGCUGUGAUCGUACUUCGUAUCCCGCGUAAUUAAGUUCCCGUUUCAAGUUUAAUUUCUUGAUAGAAACAGUGUAAGAAAUGCUGGAAACGCGUUCAGCGAUUUACAAAAUGAUCGAAGAGGCUCGUGAAGACAGACGGAUUGAAAAUUGGCCGCCACCGUUCUCGUCCGAAAUGACGGAGUACAGCGACGAUCGAGAUUUUGAUGAAAUCGUCAAACGUUCGUGUAAAACGAGAAGUAUAACGUUGAAAAUUGCGAAGGCGAUCGUGAUCGGUGACGUUUCAGUUGGAAAAUCGUGUUUAGUAAAUCGGUUUUGUCACAAAGUAUUUGACAACAAUUACAAGGCGACGAUCGGUGUGGACUUCGAAGUGGAGCGGUUCGACAUCCUUGGGAUACCAUUUCAUUUACAAAUAUGGGAUACCGCAGGUCAAGAGAGAUUUAAAUCCAUAGCUGCUUCUUAUUACAGAGGCGCGAAUGUGAUCAUGGUCGUUUUCGAUUUGGCGAAUUUGAUGUCUUUGAGACACUGUCAGCAAUGGUUGAACGAAGCUGCUGGAAGUAACACUGAGCCUUAUCACAUAUUUUUGAUAGGCACGAAACGAGAUUUAUUGUCUGAUCAAGUGUAUAAAAUCAUGGAGAGACGAGGGGGAGAAGUCGCGAAGAAAAUGAGAGCCGAAUUUUGGGCCGUUUCCUCCAGGACUGGAGAUGGUGUCAAAGAAUUAUUUUCGAGAGUAGCUGUCCUAUCCUUUCAUGCUAUGAUUUUACAAGAACUACAAAGCAGAUCUGCAUCAAUCACGAUUGGUUCAGAUUUGAUAACGCUGAACGAUCGAAGGGAGAUGAAAGUCAGGAAAAGGAAUGCAUGCUUUGAUUGUAAAUGAGUAUAUAAUAAACUCGCCAACCCUUCCCUGUAUCAUUUGAACUCGAUGCAACUCGGCGGAAAAGAAAGCGGAAGGCUCUCAAAGUAUGCAACAAGCCAGAUGGUCGCCAUAUUGUAAAAUGGAGACCGGGCCAAAGCGUCCUCUACCGAACAGUCUCCUGAAUGAAUUCCCCGUUGACGUUGUUGAGGAGAGCACGCGUUAUUUCGUGAAAAGAAGCCACUUGUUUCCCCGUGUUCGAUGCCGAGGUGUGCGGCGGUCACGUACACACAAAUUUCCGAGCAGUGGUGGAAUUACUGGAACCAGUGCGGUUACGUCGUUUUUGCACGAGUGCAACGCACCGAACGGGACGCCGAAUCGAUGUAAAGUGUUGUCACAUGGUUAUUCCGUCUCCUCAACUUUUACCGAGACGCGACUCCCUCCGAGAAGAUUCCUGUUAGCGAUUCAACGUUUCCUCGUUCGAAAACGGUUCCCCAGG